AUGAACUGGGGGCCACUGUUCUUCACGUUCAAGAGCGACAGUAAGCCAGAGCUAGAGGUUCUACCAGGCAGUACGUGGGUCUGUCCGCCCAUUGACGUCGAGUGGUACGAAGACUGGGACGCGUUCCGCACGUACAUGGACGGCUAUCAACCUAGCACGCGCCAGGUCUUCCGCCAGCGCACUUCCGUCUCGGCAAGAUCGUUACGCUACGCAACGUGCACAACAUGGUAA
Molecule: messenger RNA, 231 nt
Organism: Phytophthora nicotianae INRA-310
Lineage: Eukaryota; Oomycota; Peronosporomycetes; Peronosporales; Peronosporaceae
Exons: 3
Coding region: 1-231 (76 amino acids)
Source: RefSeq, a predicted model, not a curated record